Phoenix dactylifera (date palm) is the source of this 1192-nucleotide messenger RNA. The record is from RefSeq and is a predicted model, not a curated record. Lineage: Eukaryota; Viridiplantae; Streptophyta; Magnoliopsida; Arecales; Arecaceae.
AAAGCAUGCUCCACUAAUUUGUCUAUCUCCAAGCAUCCAUCAUAGGUAGAAAAGAGUUAGUAGAAAAGGGCCUCGCUCCCCUUAUGCAAAGAAUAACCCUAGUCGGCACACAGCACAAAGGAACAAGACAACUUUUCAACUAAUGAAUGUCUUUAUCAAAUUUUACUUCCGUUACCAUUAAUCAACGGGGGAGCAAAAUAAUCGUAGAUAAAAAAUCCGUUUAAGGGCGGUAAUACUCUACCGGCUCCGUUGACUACCCUCCGAUCCGAUCCUUGGCUCGGACUUCCGCCAUGGAGAGCACCGUGGAGGCGCUCAGCGCCGCCUACCAGGAGUUCGUCGCCGCGGCGGCCGGCGUCCUGGAGGCCAAGGAGCAGUCCGGCGGCCAGAAGACCGCUGCCACCGAGGCCGCCCUCGAGGUCUUCAAGCAGCGAUGGGAGCUCUUCCGCGUCUCCUGCGACCAGGCCGAGGAGUUCGUCGAGUCCAUGAAGCAGCGGAUCGGCUCCGAAUGCCUCGUCGACGAGGCCACCGGCGCCGCCCCCGCCCCCGCCCCCGCCCCCGCCCGACCCCCCGCCGCCUCCGGGAUCCCGCCCAUCAGCGCCGUCCGCCUCGAGCAGAUGAGCAAGGCCGUCCGCUGGCUCGUUAUCGAGCUCCAGCACGGCGCCGGGACCGCUCCCCAUCCCCACACCUCCGCCCCCUUCGAUGCCCGCUUUUCAGAAGAUGGAGCUCAAUAGAAUAUCGGUUGGAAGAUUCUUUCCAAUUCCCUGCGGCUGUCACUCCAAGAUUUUGUGUAGCAAUUCAAAGUGCCAAAAUUAAUGAAGUCAUCUGUGGGUUCUGCCAAUUACUGCAGCUUCUCUGCAGAAAUCCAUGCAAGAGAUGGCCCUAUCCAGCUGAGAAUGGAAUGGAGGAAUUCAUCUGUGGGCCUGCUGUGUUGGCCUAUUCCCUCCCUCAGAAAAUGGCGGGUUUCGAAUGUCUCAAUGUCUGAAGCUUUUAAGAGUUUUCCUUUUAAUGUGGUGGUUGGUCCUCAAAGACACCAUGGCUGAACUCCUGCGGGAUAAGGAUAUUGGCUUUCGGAGCAGCAGAGUAGCAUUUUAGUAUUGGGUAGCACAUGUAAUUCUUUUUAGCACACUAUUCUAGUUAACUCUGAUUCUAGUGCCAAUUGCCGUCAUCUUCAAUGCUGAUCUUCUUCUUUUCA